Molecule: messenger RNA, 1247 nt
Organism: Siniperca chuatsi (mandarin fish)
Lineage: Eukaryota; Metazoa; Chordata; Actinopteri; Centrarchiformes; Sinipercidae
Gene: prr13
Product: proline rich 13
Exons: 4
Coding region: 313-837 (174 amino acids)
Source: RefSeq, a predicted model, not a curated record
GCUCCUCCCUUUAAAGUAUCACUUACAAUGGCUGGCAGUAAACAUCAUCAACUCCAUUAUCAUUAUCUUUUGUACAAACAGAAACACGUAGAUCAACUUUCAAUCCAAAGCUUGCUGGACUUUUGCCAUUAAUGUGCGUAGCCUUUAACAACGGGCGUGUCUUCCCGGUGCAUUUUUUGCUGCUUCCGUGCAGCUCAAUGCGGAAGACCAACAGGGAGCUCACAAUUCCUGAUACAUUUGACCGGACCCGAGGCAAUUGUGAUUUUGAGUGAGACCUAAAGUGUUUGACUUGUCAGGUCAAAAAACAUAACCAUGUGGCCAAAUCAAGGUCCUCCCCCUCCAGUGGGCCCACCAAACCCUGCCUACCCUCCUGGCUACAACCCUGCAUAUCCUGCUGCACCUCCAGCAGGAGUCUACCCCCAACCUCAACAUCCAGCAUACCCAGCUGGCCAAUACCCAGCUGGUGUGAACCCAACCAUGGUACCAAAUGCACCACCAGGGGCGAUGCCUUAUGGAGCUCCAGGACCUCAUCCUUAUCCCAUGGCUCCAGGUGGAUAUCCAGGAGUACCUCCUGCAGGUGUUCACCCAGGUCCAUACCCACACUCUCCAAAAGGGGGUCACCAUAAAGGCCACCACAAAGGUCAUCAUCAUGGAGAGGUAUAUCCCAUGCCUGGAGCACUGGCCGGAGGAGUGGCAGGAAUGGGAAUGGGGGUGGUCGGACAUAAAUCCCAGAAAAAGAUGAAGAAGAAGAUGAAAAAAGAACAUAAGGGCAAGCAUGGGCAUCACAAACACGGCAAGUCCUCCAGCAGCAGCAGCAGCAGCAGCAGCAGUGACUGAGACUGAGGCCAGUUCAAGACAAGGUGUUUACAGAAAUGCUGCUUUACAAAAGGGCAACCUGACUAUUAACAAUAAACACACAAAAGUAAUAUUUAUCACUUUUAAUACAAUUUCUGGAAAAAUGCAGUGUUUAUCAUAUCUUGCAUGGCCUAUUUAUACCAGAAAUGAAUGUUGCUGUGAAAAUCUCCACAGCAUUUGGCUGUUUUUUCUUUUCUUAGUAAGAUUAACCUAGAGGUGGAGAAUGAUACAGAUAUCAGUGUAUUUAUUUGUGGGCUAUUAUUUUUUUGUGUGUCUAAUUUUAUGUUCACUACUGCACAUGACUGCAUUACUUUGUAUCUGCACUAAUUGUAAUCAGGGUAUAUAUAAAUGGCCUUAAUUAAUGUUACUCAAUAAAUAGAUGUAAAUGAAAA